CUACCCCUGUCUGCUUUGUGUUGCCAGAUGGGAGAGUCACGCCAUCGAAACAGAAGAACAUGCUUUAAUUCGAAAACGUAGAGGUAAACAAAGAGGUAAGAAACGUUCGCCUCUGGAGCAAUAAUCGACUAUUUGGGCCACGUUACAGUUGUUUCUUGCGUGUCGGAAUGAAGUCUACAGACAUUUUACUAUCCACUGCACUUCUUUUCCUGCUCUCGGGAUUUUCCAUUACCACCGCCUGUAACAAAGCACUCUGUGCCAGUGAUGUCAGCAAGUGCCUCAUUCAGGAGCUGUGUCAGUGUAGGCCUUCGGAUGGAAACUGCUCCUGCUGUAAGGAGUGUAUGCUCUGUCUGGGCUCCCUCUGGGAGGAGUGCUGUGACUGUGUAGGGAUGUGUAACCCCAGGAACUAUAGCGACACUCCAGCCACUUCCAAGAGCACGGUGGAGGAACUCUAUCGGCCCAUCCCCUCGCUGUUCCGCGCCCUCACCGAGGGCGAAGCGCCGAUCAACAUGAUGGUGGUGUCCUUCCCCGUGGCAGAGGAACUAUCCUACCAUGAGAAUCUGGUGUCCUUCCUGGAGACCAUGGAGGACCAGCAUCAGAAUGUUUCCCUGCCAGGGAACAGUAUCCAUGCCAGCUAUGAUAACACCCAAGGCCCUGAAGAUAUUAUGUGCACGGUAGUGUACUUUGACGACUGCGUCUCCAUCCGCCAGUGCAAGCAGUACUGCGAAUCCAUGGGCGGUUCAAAGUACCGCUGGUUCCACAACGCCUGCUGUGAGUGCAUCGGCCCGGAGUGCCUCGACUACGGCAGCAAAGCCGUCAAGUGCAUGAACUGUCUGUUCUAACGGAAGCCAGCGGGACUGACAGCGUUGGGGUACUCCGAACAGACCGGCACAAGGGGGCGCUAUGUCCAGAGUAGCAGGUGGUGGUGGUGGGCCUUGUUGACUGAGGGAGACUAGAGUCUGUGUGCCUUUCAUGACAAUGCUUCAGUAUUGUGAUGUCAAAUUUUAGCCCUUACAAAUGAUCUUUGCUCUUGAUGUGUGGUCUUUUUUUUAUAAAUAUAUUUUAUAGGUUCUCUAGCAGAAGAGAAAUAUAUGGAUUGUUUUAUAUUCCCUGAUAUUGCUGUUGAAAGGGUCACUAUGCCAAACAGGUUUGUAUAGUCAAGUAGAGAGGCCAAAAAAAAAAAACUAGCUUUUUACAAUCGUAAAUACUGUUUGUAUAGUUCAAUCGCAUUAUUUUAGAAAAUGCAGGUUCUGCUCAAUUCCGACUGAUAGCUGGGUUUUCAAAAACAGCAUGUUUUAUUUUGUAUGUGCAGGUAAGAUUUCUUCUGUAAACAAUAUUUGAAACCCAAUCAUUUGAGACCAAGUAUGUGUUUUACUGAAUAUUUUAUACUGUUACCUAUGCACACUCAACAGUUAAUUAAACAGUUGACGGCCUGGUGUGGUGUGGCUGUGGCCAGGAGUGGGCUCCACUGUGAGAUGUCAUGUUACAGAGGAAUCCGCUUGUGAUCAUACUGAGCCCCCAGCGUUUAUUUCACAUUCUUCGUGUCUUAGCAAUGCUACUUAUGAGUCCUGCAACAUUUGGUUUCACUUAGGCUACUGAGGCAGGCAGGGAGCUGCCAGUGACCAGCUAAAAUAUUAGUAUGACGUCUCCCCCCCCCAAAGUAUUCUUCUAAUGGUGUUGACUUUCCAUUUAUGUGUUCGAGGUUGGCUGUGCCGCUUCACUCUGUCUUGCAUGGCUUAUUUGCUUGAUGAAAUUUCAAGUAUUUAUAGUGGUAAUGCAGCCAGUAGAGCUUAAACAAUGUUGGUUAUUCUGACCUGGAAGGGUAGUGGAGCAGUUAUGUGGUUUUAGGAAGUAUUGGGUUGGUCUAAUAUGCAGCUUGCAGGACCAUAAGGACACAUGCCUUUACAGCAGCUGCUUUCACUUACAUGUUCAGUAAGAACCACAUAUCAAAAUGAAAAAUGGGGUAAGUCAAGUGACAGUGUUGUUCCUGUAAAUUCAAUAUUUAAUGUUGUGAUAAUACAUGCACUGUAUCAUGAUGCAAAUAGGCAAAGAUAAAAUAAAAACGGUAAUGUAAUGAA
This is a messenger RNA of Esox lucius (northern pike), 2078 nucleotides long. It is a transcript of the gene twsg1b, whose product is annotated as twisted gastrulation BMP signaling modulator 1b. NCBI's taxonomy places the organism in Eukaryota, Metazoa, Chordata, Actinopteri, Esociformes, Esocidae. The transcript has 5 exons. Bases 168 to 842 code for a protein of 224 amino acids. The record is from RefSeq and is a predicted model, not a curated record. Gene Ontology annotation, biological process: regulation of BMP signaling pathway.